Setaria italica (foxtail millet) is the source of this 1327-nucleotide messenger RNA. RefSeq names its product serine/threonine-protein kinase Aurora-2. The coding region runs from base 110 to 988 and encodes 292 amino acids. Lineage: Eukaryota; Viridiplantae; Streptophyta; Magnoliopsida; Poales; Poaceae. The record is from RefSeq and is a predicted model, not a curated record. Gene Ontology annotation, biological process: mitotic spindle organization; regulation of cytokinesis; protein phosphorylation. Gene Ontology annotation, cellular component: spindle pole centrosome; spindle microtubule; chromosome passenger complex. Gene Ontology annotation, molecular function: protein kinase activity; ATP binding. The transcript has 9 exons.
AGCCCCCGUGUCCGAGUUCCCCCACAUCCACCCAGAUCGCACCCAAAUUCCAAACUCGCCUCGGCGCUCCCCUGCCCCUCCGGCCUCAGCCCGCUCCGCUACCCCAGCCAUGGCGAUCGCCACCGAGUCGCGCGGCAGCGAGGACAAGGCUUCAGCCCACGCUAAUGAGGAGAAGAGGUGGGUUCUGUCUGAUUUUGAGGUUGGCAAACCACUUGGGAGGGGCAAGUUCGGACAUGUCUACCUGGCCAGAGAAAAGAGGAGCAACCAGAUCGUAGCUUUGAAAGUUCUUUUUAAGAGCCAACUCAAACAGUCCCAAGUGGAACAUCAGCUGCGGCGUGAGGUUGAGAUACAGUCUCAUCUCCGUCACCCAAAUAUUCUUCGCCUGUAUGGAUACUUCUAUGAUCAGACUAGAGUGUAUCUCAUCUUGGAAUAUGCUGCCAAGGGAGAGCUGUACAAGGAGUUGACGAGGUGCAAACACUUCUCAGAGAGACGGUCAGCAACUUACAUCGCGUCCCUCGCGAGAGCUUUGAUCUACCUACACGGGAAGCAUGUCAUCCAUAGGGACAUUAAACCAGAGAACCUUUUGAUUGGAGUCCAGGGCGAGCUAAAAAUUGCAGACUUCGGCUGGUCUGUCCACACCUUCAACCGAAGGAGGACGAUGUGUGGAACACUAGACUACCUUCCGCCUGAAAUGGUUGAGAAGACAGAGCAUGAUUAUCACGUUGACAUCUGGAGCUUGGGUAUACUGUGCUAUGAGUUUCUUUAUGGGGUCCCACCUUUUGAAGCGAAAGAGCAUUCAGAGACAUAUCGAAGGAUAGUGAAGGUCGACCUGAAGUUCCCAUUGAAACCGUUCGUGUCGCCUGCUGCCAAGGACCUAAUUUCUCAGAUGCUCGUAAAGAAUUCCGCACACCGGCUCCCACUCCACAAAGUCCUUGAGCACCCGUGGAUUGUCCAGAAUGCCGACCCCUCCGGCGUGUACAGAGGGUAGAACACCGGCGGACCACUGCUGCUUCCUCCACUCUCCCCAAUUCGAGGGGAGUGCGACUCCUUCCAAUGGCUUCGGCCCUGCCACUAGGGCUUGUGUCACCCGAUCUUUCCUCCCCUCACCCCGAGUUGUAGACAUCUUGUAGCUCCGUGUAGCUCAGAAGAGAGAUUCCAAGCGAUGUUGAUUAAUGUGUGUAUGUGCCAUGGUGCCGUGAUCUCAUACGGCAAAUUCCCUGUACUAAUGUAGCAAUUCCCUGUUGGACAACCUUCUUCUUACCCGUCUAUAUGAAUAUCGAUUAUAAACUUAUUAUCCUCCGGAAAUUUAACUUCUGAUGUGAGAGCC